AUGAAGUUCUACAUCGACGAGCUGCCCGUCCUCUUCCCUUAUCCCAAAAUCUACCCCGAGCAAUAUGCCUACAUGACCGAUCUCAAGAGGACGCUCGACGCCAACGGCCACUGCGUCCUCGAGAUGCCCUCGGGCACCGGCAAGACCGUGUCUCUGCUGAGCUUGAUCGUCAGCUACCAAAAGUUUCAUCCGGCGUCGAGGAAGCUCAUCUACUGCUCGCGAACCGUGCCAGAGAUUGAAAAGGCGCUGGCGGAGCUCAAGCGGCUGAUGGAGUACCGGGCGCGCUACAACGUACCCGAAGGCGAAGAGUCCGAGGUGGCCAAGAACGAGGCCUCGGGCUCCAACGGCCCUGGCGACUACAGCAUCGAUAUGAAGGGCCGCGGCAAGGCGGGCGGCCAGAUGGAGGACAUCCUCGCCCUCGGGCUCAGCAGCCGCAAGAACCUCUGCAUCCAUCCGAGCGUCGGCCGCGAGAGAAAGGGCAAGGUCGUCGACGCACGCUGCAGGGACAUGACGAGCGCCUGGGCGUGCGAAAAGGGCAGGCAGGACCCCGGCAGCGUCGAGCUUUGCGACUUCCACGAGGAGCUGGGCAAGAUGGAGCCAGGCCAGCUGAUCCCUCAGGGCGUGUGGACGCUCGAGGAGGUCAAGGAGUACUCCAGGGAGAAGGGCAUCUGCCCCUACUUUGCCAUCCGAAGGAUGCUGCCCUUUGUCGACAUCAUCAUCUACAGCUUCCACUACCUGCUCGACCCAAAGGUCGCCGAGCAGGUCAGCAAGGAGAUGAGCAAGGACGCCAUCGUCGUUUUCGACGAGGCCCACAACAUUGACAACGUCUGCAUCGAGUCGCUAAGCAUCGACCUGACGCGGCCGAUGCUGGACAGCGCGUACCGCAGCAUCAACCAGCUGUCCGAGAGGGUCGAGGAGAUCAAGCGGACGGACGCGGGCAAGCUGCAGGACGAGUACGCACGGCUGGUCGAAGGGCUGGCCGAGCAGGGCGACCAGCGCGAGGCCGAGACGUUCAUGUCGAACCCGGUGCUGCCCGAGGACCUGCUGCAGGAGGCGGUGCCCGGCAACAUCCGGCGUGCCGAGCACUUUGUCGCCUUCCUCAAGCGCUUUGUCGAGUACCUCAAGACGAGGAUGCGGGUGCUGCACGUCGUGGCCGAGACGCCGCCCAGCUUCCUGCAGCACCUCAAGGACAUCACCUACAUCGAGCGCAAGCCGCUGCGCUUCUGCGCCGAGCGGCUACGGAUGCUCGUCAGCACGCUCGAGCUGACGCGGCUCGACGAGUAUUCGGCGCUGCAAAAGGUGGCGGCGUUUGCGACGCUGGUGGCCACCUAUGACAAGGGCUUCCUGCUGAUCCUCGAGCCGUUCGAGACCGAGCACGCCACCGUGCCUAACCCCAUCUUCCACUUUACCUGCCUCGACGCCAGCCUGGCUAUCGCGCCCAUCUUUGAGCGCUUCUCGAGCGUCAUCAUCACCAGCGGCACCAUCAGCCCGCUCGACAUGUACCCCAAGAUGCUCAAGUUUGACACCGUGGUGCAGGAGAGCUACGCCAUGACGCUGACGCGCCAGUGCUUCCUGCCGCUCGUCAUCACGCGCGGCAGCGACCAGGUGGCCAUCAGCUCGCGCUUCGAGGUGCGCAACGACCCGGCCGUCGUGCGCAAUUACGGAAGCAUCCUUAUCGAGUACGCCAAGUGCAUGCCGGACGGCAUCGUCGCCUUCUUCCCCUCGUACCUCUACAUGGAGAGCAUCGUCGCCGCCUGGCACGACAUGGGCAUCCUCGACGAGGUGUGGAAGUACAAGCUCAUCUUUAUCGAGACGCCCGACGCGCCCGAGACGAGCAUCGCGCUCGAAAAUUACCGCAGGGCCUGCGAUAACGGACGAGGCGCCAUCCUGCUCUCGGUCGCGCGUGGCAAGGUGUCGGAGGGCAUCGACUUCGACCACAACUACGGCCGCGCCGUAAUCAUGUUUGGCGUGCCGUACCAGUACACCGAGUCGCGCAUCCUCAAGGCUCGCCUCGAGUUCCUGCGCGACAACUUCCGCAUCCGCGAAAACGACUUCCUGACCUUCGACGCCAUGCGACACGCCGCCCAGUGCGUGGGGCGUGUGUUGCGCGGAAAGACCGACUACGGCCUGAUGGUGUUUGCCGAUAAGCGCUUUGCCAGGGCCGACAAGCGGGCCAAGCUGCCAAAGUGGAUCGCGCAGUACAUUACGGAGCCGCACAGCAACCUCUCGACCGACAUGGCCAUUGUCGAGUCGAAGCUCUUUAUCCGGACGAUGGGCCAGCCCUUCCCCGAAGGCAAGAACGGGGUGAGCCUGUGGGAUCUGAGCGACAUCGAGUCGCGCCAGGCAAAGGAGCGCGAGACGUUUGAACGGCUCAUGGAAGGCAAGCUUCGCAUCGACAGCACGGGUCAGGUGGUCGAGAAGGGCGAGGGCGACGACGACGACGACGAGGGCGAUGGCGGUGGCGGCGAUGACGAAGACGACGACGAGGAUGACGAGUUUGACAAUGCGUUUGGCAAGGGCGAGGAGCUGGCGCAGAUCAAGGAGCUCGACGACAUGGACGAGGAUUAG
This is a messenger RNA of Pseudozyma flocculosa PF-1, 2568 nucleotides long. RefSeq lists its product as uncharacterized. Gene Ontology annotation, molecular function: DNA helicase activity; ATP binding; damaged DNA binding. The record is from RefSeq and is a predicted model, not a curated record. The transcript is spliced from 8 exons. The coding region runs from base 1 to 2568 and encodes 855 amino acids. NCBI's taxonomy places the organism in Eukaryota, Fungi, Basidiomycota, Ustilaginomycetes, Ustilaginales, Ustilaginaceae. Gene Ontology annotation, cellular component: nucleus. Gene Ontology annotation, biological process: transcription by RNA polymerase II; nucleotide-excision repair; positive regulation of mitotic recombination.